Ambispora gerdemannii is the source of this 221-nucleotide messenger RNA. The record is from the annotation of a GenBank genome assembly. Lineage: Eukaryota; Fungi; Glomeromycota; Glomeromycetes; Archaeosporales; Ambisporaceae.
CCACAUCAUCUCAGUGGCAGAAUAAUCAGUCACCCUGCUAUCCAAAUCCAGCUGGACCUUUUGUCCGUACUUUUCCGUCCAAAACAAAUUUUACAACUUAUGAACAGAUUAGACCACAGUCUGAACAAAACAGAAAAACACAACGAACUUACCUAGCUGAACAGCAAUCAGUUAAUAGCUCGGAAGAAGAAUCAAAUGAGACUGAAACUGAUGGAUCCGAA